This is a messenger RNA of Closterium sp. NIES-65, 3084 nucleotides long. Lineage: Eukaryota; Viridiplantae; Streptophyta; Zygnematophyceae; Desmidiales; Closteriaceae. The record is from the annotation of a GenBank genome assembly.
AUGGACUGCGCUUUCAGCACCACUCCCGCUGCCACCCUGGUGGACGGGGCACGGUGGACACACGGGCGCGCGGAGGAGAGAAGCAAUGGCAUGGUGCCGCUGCACGCUCACUCACUUGCUGGUGGCAGCGUAGGUGGUCACUCACUUGCUGGUGGCGGCGUAGGUGGUCACUCACUUGCUGGUGGCGGCGUAGGUGGUCACUCACUUGCUGGUGGCGGCGUAGGUGGUCACUCACUUGCUGGUGGCGGCGUAGGUGGUCACUCACUUGCUGGUGGCGGCGUAGGUGGUCACUCACUUGCUGGUGGCGGCGUAGGUGGUCACUCACUUGCUGGUGGCGGCGUAGGUGGUCACUCACUUGCUGGUGGCGGCGUAGGUGGUCACUCACUUGCUGGUGGCGGCGUAGGUGGUCACUCACUUGCUGGUGGCGGCGUAGGUGGUCACUCACUUGCUGGUGGCGGCGUAGGUGGUCACUCACUUGCUGGUGGCGGCGUAGGUGGUCACUCACUUGCUGGUGGCGGCGUAGGUGGUCACUCACUUGCUGGUGGCGGCGUAGGUGGUCACUCACUUGCUGGUGGCGGCGUAGGUGGUCACUCACUUGCUGGUGGCGGCGUAGGUGGUCACUCACUUGCUGGUGGCGGCGUAGGUGGUCACUCACUUGCUGGUGGCGGCGUAGGUGGUCACUCACUUGCUGGUGGCGGCGUAGGUGGUCACUCACUUGCUGGUGGCAGCGUAGGUGGUCACUCACUUGCUGGUGGCGGCGUAGGUGGUCACUCACUUGCUGGUGGCGGCGUAGGUGGUCACUCACUUGCUGGUGGCGGCGUAGGUGGUCACUCACUUGCUGGUGGCGGCGUAGGUGGUCACUCACUUGCUGGUGGCGGCGUAGGUGGUCACUCACUUGCUGGUGGCGGCGUAGGUGGUCACUCACUUGCUGGUGGCGGCGUAGGUGGUCACUCACUUGCUGGUGGCAGCGUAGGUGGUCACUCACUUGCUGGUGGCGGCGUAGGUGGUCACUCACUUGCUGGUGGCGGCGUAGGUGGUCACUCACUUGCUGGUGGCGGCGUAGGUGGUCACUCACUUGCUGGUGGCGGCGUAGGUGGUCACUCACUUGCUGGUGGCGGCGUAGGUGGUCACUCACUUGCUGGUGGCGGCGUAGGUGGUCACUCACUUGCUGGUGGCGGCGUAGGUGGUCACUCACUUGCUGGUGGCGGCGUAGGUGGUCACUCACUUGCUGGUGGCGGCGUAGGUGGUCACUCACUUGCUGGUGGCGGCGUAGGUGGUCACUCACUUGCUGGUGGCGGCGUAGGUGGUCACUCACUUGCUGGUGGCGGCGUAGGUGGUCACUCACUUGCUGGUGGCGGCGUAGGUGGUCACUCACUUGCUGGUGGGGGCGUAGGUGGUCACUCACUUGCUGGUGGCGGCGUAGGUGGUCACUCACUUGCUGGUGGCGGCGUAGGUGGUCACUCACUUGCUGGUGGCGGCGUAGGUGGUCACUCACUUGCUGGUGGCGGCGUAGGUGGUCACUCACUUGCUGGUGGCGGCGUAGGUGGUCACUCACUUGCUGGUGGCGGCGUAGGUGGUCACUCACUUGCUGGUGGGGGCGUAGGUGGUCACUCACUUGCUGGUGGCGGCGUAGGUGGUCACUCACUUGCUGGUGGCGGCGUAGGUGGUCACUCACUUGCUGGUGGCGGCGUAGGUGGUCACUCACUUGCUGGUGGCGGCGUAGGUGGUCACUCACUUGCUGGUGGCGGCGUAGGUGGUCACUCACUUGCUGGUGGCGGCGUAGGUGGUCACUCACUUGCUGGUGGCGGCGUAGGUGGUCACUCACUUGCUGGUGGCGGCGUAGGUGGUCACUCACUUGCUGGUGGGGGCGUAGGUGGUCACUCACUUGCUGGUGGCGGCGUAGGUGGUCACUCACUUGCUGGUGGCGGCGUAGGUGGUCACUCACUUGCUGGUGGCGGCGUAGGUGGUCACUCACUUGCUGGUGGCGGCGUAGGUGGUCACUCACUUGCUGGUGGCGGCGUAGGUGGUCACUCACUUGCUGGUGGCGGCGUAGGUGGUCACUCACUUGCUGGUGGCGGCGUAGGUGGUCACUCACUUGCUGGUGGGGGCGUAGGUGGUCACUCACUUGCUGGUGGCGGCGUAGGUGGUCACUCACUUGCUGGUGGCGGCGUAGGUGGUCACUCACUUGCUGGUGGCGGCGUAGGUGGUCACUCACUUGCUGGUGGCGGCGCCGACGAAGAGCCGCUGCAGUCGCUCUGGUUCCAGAACAGCACCUUCCCGCACAUCACGCGGCUCGCGCCGCUGCUGCCGUCCUUCACACUCCACAGGAUGCGCAGCGACCCCACAGCACCCGCGCGCGGCGUGGGCAGGUUCACGCAGGUGCGGUUGGGGAUGGCGCCGCGCAGCACGGCGGGCGGCGCGGGGGCGUACUUGGCGGUAGCGAAUAGCAGCACGCUCGUCACCACCACCUGCCCGUCCACGGCUGGCCGGGGGGAGAGGGGGGGUGGGGGGGGGGAGAGAGGGGGGGGAAAGAGCGGAAGGGCGGAGGGGGGGGAGGGGGGAGUGGAAGGGGAGUGGAGGGGGGUGAAGGGGAAGGGAAGGGGAGGGGAGGGCGGAUGCAGGCGACGAAGACAGAAUGGGGCAGGGUCAGGCGAGAGCGAGAGAAGCGCCGGAGCGCAAGAUCAUCUUGGAGCCAGUACCGAAGCGCCUACCCCUACGGGGGCCUGGCGCGAGGGGAAGUUGCUGCCGUCCACGGCGCACGCCGCGUCCUGCGGGCACGACACGUUCAUGCACGCCACGACGGCUGUGGCGACCCCGGGUGGGCGCGGACAGGCGGACGGAAGGGCGGAGCGGGGAGAGGAGGGGGAUGAGCGCGGAUGGGAUGAGAGCGGAAUGACUCAAGGGAUCUCGGAGCGGGAAAUUCGCAUUCCUUCGGAAACGGGAGAGGAGGGGGGGGGGGGGGGGGACCCCUCGGAGGGGAGGGGGGCGGUGAGGUGGGGGGAGGAGAGGGGGGAGAGGGGGGGGGGUGGGGAGGGGAGGAGGUGGGGGGGGCGGGGGAAGAAGGGGGGUGCAGCGAGUCACUAG